AUGAAGUGGUUAUGUUGUAACUGCCACUUUGACGACGAGGAAGAUGGCCACGACAAGGAGCAGGCCAAAGCUCAGAACAAUAAGAUAGACCCCAAGCAGAAGUCUUCAAAACCUCCUGUUAGUCAACCUGAGCCAGAGUUCUCCCCUCCUACAAUUGAUGUCCCUGAAUUGUUGUUGGAUGAUUUGAAACAAAAGACUGAUGAUUUUGGAUCGAGUGCUCUGAUUGGUGAAGGUUCUUAUGGACGAGUAUAUCAUGCCACUUUGGAUGAUGGGAGGCAAGUGGCAGUUAAAAAACUUGAUGCAUCUGAAAAUGAGCCUAAUGAUGAGUUCCUGAAACAGGUCUCACUGGCAUCAAAGCUAAAACAUGAAAAUCUUGUUGAGAUGUUGGGUUACUGUGUGGAUGGGAAUUAUCGUAUACUCGCAUAUGAAUUUGCAACCAUGGGUUCGCUUCAUGAUGUUUUACAUGGAAGAAAAGGCGUUCAAGGCGCGCAGCCUGGACCUGUACUUGACUGGAUGCAGAGGGUCAAAAUUGCUAUUGAGGCUGCAAAAGGUAUAGAAUAUCUGCAUGAAAAGGUUCAGCCUUCAAUCAUCCAUCGGGACAUCAGAUCAAGCAAUGUACUGCUGUUUGAGGAUUUCAAGGCAAAAAUUGCAGACUUCAAUCUUUUGAAUCAAGCACCAGAUAUGGCAGCUCGGCUCCAUUCAACUCGUGUAUUGGGAACUUUUGGAUAUCAUGCACCUGAAUAUGCUAUGACUGGCCAGCUGACACAGAAAAGCGAUGUCUACAGCUUUGGUGUAGUUCUUUUGGAACUUUUGACUGGAAGGAAACCAGUAGAUCACACAAUGCCUCGAGGACAACAAAGUUUAGUCACAUGGGCUACUCCAAGGUUAAGUGAAGACAAGGUGAAGCAAUGUGUGGAUCCCAGGUUGAAGGGAGAAUAUCCUCCAAAGGGAGUCGCUAAGCUUGCUGCAGUGGCAGCUCUAUGCGUGCAAUACGAAGCAGAGUUCAGGCCCAACAUGAGCAUAGUUGUGAAAGCGCUUUCACCUCUCCUUCAACAAAGACCUGCACCAGCCACCGCAGAGCCAGCCCCGCAACCUGUGAGCUGA
This is a messenger RNA of Miscanthus lutarioriparius, 1104 nucleotides long. NCBI's taxonomy places the organism in Eukaryota, Viridiplantae, Streptophyta, Magnoliopsida, Poales, Poaceae. The record is from the annotation of a GenBank genome assembly.